AUGUUUGGCUUUGUGCUUACUAUUGCUUUAUAUGAUUAUGCAAUGGGACGGGAAUCCCAUGUUCAAGGAAGCCAACUAAUUGACAACCUGAAGAUUGUCCCGAGUCCAUCAAUGAUUGGAAUGCUGAAGGAGAUGAAAGGUCUUUUUUCGUAUGUAUCUGAAAAUGAGAAGUUUGACGGGGAAGGUAUUGAGGUAAAGCAUGACGGGAGGAUGUUUGUAGUUCCCAGUACUGAGGAUGUUGAGAAGGCUGUAGAUGUUCUAAAGAAGUACCCGGCACCAAGCGAAGAGGCCAUUAGUGCCAUGAGGUCUGGAGACGGAAAUGCAGAAGGCCAGCUAGGGAACUUUAUUGUGUAUUUUUUGGAUAGCUCUGGGUAUAAGGAAAGUUUGCAAAGAAAUAAGGAGGGUUUUGCAGAAUUCGUAUCUACGGAUUUAUCUCUUGCGUCUUCGCUAGAGGUCCCUGUUCCUGGGAUAUAUGGGUAUAAUGCAAAUGACAGGCUGUCGUAUAAGCUACCUCUGAGUGAAGAAAACAUCAAGAGAGUUAUUUCUUUAUCGAACCUUUCGAUUUUUGGGUUUACUUCGCCAGCCAACAUUUCGCUGUACAGGUCGCUGAAGGGAACUAUCUUUUACAUUUUCUUUGACACGAAGAGUGGACCUGAGGCAUUGAUGGAGUAUUUUGGAGUUUUAAAUGACUUUAGGUAUGAUGUUCGGGUGAUAAUUAUCCCGAGGAUCAAGGAAAGUGUCGAUCUUAGCGAGUAUGGGCUUACGGAAGAAAACCUUCCUGGAUGCAUAUCGAUCAGUGAAGACGGAGGAAAAUAUGUCCUAAAGAAUGUAUCGAGGGAGAGCAUUUCUGGAUUUGUGAAGGAUGUGCUGGAUAAGAAGGCUGAGGUAUUCUACAAGUCUCAGGACGAGCCUGAAGACAACGAUAGCAGGAGUGUAAAGGUUGUUACCAGGAACAAUGUUAAGACAUAUAUUGAAGAUGCAUCCAAGGACAGACUCAUAGUGUUUGGUACUGAAAGAUGUCCCCACUGCGUCCGAGUCAAGCCUGUUAUUGAGAAGCUGGGAGAGAUUGUAAGAGACCACGCAAACGAUAAGGUAUUUGUUGGAUAUUGUGAUGUUGGGAUGAACGACAUGAAUGACUUUGACAUCCAAUUCGUCCCUACUCUUUUGCUCUAUAAGGCUGGAGGGAAGGAGAGUGUUCUAUAUUCUGGCGGGGAGAGGAAUCUUCCAAAUCUGGCCGGUUUUAUCCGCGAAUAUGGGGGAUUGGGAGUUGAUCUGUCUGAGUUCGUGGCGCCUGAGGGUGAGAGGAAGUUCGAGGUGGGAGAUGAUGCAAGAGCCGAGCUCUGA
This is a messenger RNA of Encephalitozoon hellem ATCC 50504, 1344 nucleotides long. Its product is annotated as protein disulfide isomerase. The transcript has a single exon. Bases 1 to 1344 code for a protein of 447 amino acids. The record is from RefSeq and is a predicted model, not a curated record. Gene Ontology annotation, molecular function: protein disulfide isomerase activity. Gene Ontology annotation, cellular component: endoplasmic reticulum. NCBI's taxonomy places the organism in Eukaryota, Fungi, Microsporidia, Unikaryonidae. Gene Ontology annotation, biological process: protein folding; response to endoplasmic reticulum stress.